AUGGCCCUGGCGAGGCACGUGACGGCGUACACGGCUGCCGCUGUCUGGAUGCUCACGACGGGCCUCUACAACCCGCAGAGCUGGCAGCCCUGGCGGGUGGCUUUCGCGCGCGAGGCGCUGCAGAAUUUUGACGUGGUGGCACGGCCUGGCACUCAGCAGCGCCAGAGAGACGCGAUCCCCGUCACGGCCACUAGCACGAUGAGGCACGUGGUUCUCGACGGGAGCUGGCGCAGUGGACGGCUCACUGACAAGAGCUGCGGUAUCACGAUCAUGAUUGGUAGGAGCGUCAGCAACCAUGUCCGCCAGGUACUCAGCUCGCCGCCGAAGAUUGGCAUCACUGAGCGGGCGGGAGGUCUCAAGCUGACGAUGACGCGGACCCCGAUGCUGGGCGGCGGGGUCUACCUCACGCCGUACGGCACCCAGGAGGAGCGUACGAGGGCCAUGCAGCGCAUCUCACAUUGGAUCAACGACGAGGAGGCGGAGGCGGGCAACAAGGACCUGGAGGUGAUCGCUUGGGACAUGCAGCUGGAUUUCAAUGACAUAGACGAGGUGGCUGGACGUCAUGGACGGAGGUGGGCGGCUACGUACUACCUUACCGCGGCCAACACGCACUCCCUUCCGCUCGACAGCUACUACGGAUCGGAGCAGACCAGCUGGAAAGAUCAAGUGAUUGUUCCGCCCACGGCCAUGGGGGCAGUGCCGAAGAUCAGGAUGCAUCACUACCUGAUGCGCACGCUCUUAUCAUUCCCGACGGCUGAGCUUCGCUAUCGGUACCUGACUGAGGCCCACAUCAUUUACGAGCUGAGUUACUGGCUGCUGCGGGGCGCCAUGGCAAGGGCGGAUCGGGACUCCCUCAUGAUCCGCUUGACGAAGGGCGAGCGGAGGCACGAGCUAGGCGAGAAGGUUGAGAACGAGCUGAGCGCCGCUGAUGCCGAGAGGAACCGCUCCGACUCCUACCCCACCUGCGAGACCAAAUACCAUCUCUUCAUUAAGGCGAUUCGCGACAUCAAGAUCUCGUUCUUCCCGCCCACGAGGACGCUGGACAACGAGUACGAGUUUUUGGUGGAAGAGAGGGUUCAGGCUCUGCGAGCUGUGGCGCACGUGGCACAUGAACUUGCAGAGAUGCAGGCUCGACGGGAUGACACAGGCCACCACUAUCCCGAGCGCGCCGAGAGGGGUGCAGAAGAGCGGCUACGGCGUCUCACAUGCGAGUGCAAGGCGCGCUGCGAGGCCCAUCAGGGCCACAUUUACUACGAGCGGAUCGAAGAGCUGAGGGACGAGGCCAACUGCAUGCUGGGCGCUGAGGAGUGGAAGCAGGAGAUGGCCAUGGAAGGAGUUGGGGGCGGCAUGCGCGUGCUGACGACCUACUGGGACCAGGAGGGCGGCAUGAAGAAGAAGAAGCUCGCGACCGAUUGUGGCACGGGUCUCGCCGCCGCCAGCUUCGGCGGGGUCUCCGACGCGAUGGUCACCAGGCUGCAGGGGGUGCUGAACACGUUGCAGGGGCAGCGCAGACUGGAGGGGGCAGUCCUCGACUUCUGCCUGGAGCCAGUGAACAGCGGCACGGUGGAUGCGGCGGAGACGAGCGGGAAGGAGUACAACGAUGCGGUGGAGUCCAAGACGCUCACUCAGCAGGAGCUCGGCAGCCCGCGCGAGCAGAUCGAGAAGAAGAAGAGAGUGAUCAACAAGCUGGCCAACGCAGACAGGAGCAAAGGGCAGCAGGUCAGGCUGGCGCAGGGCAUGCGGUCAAUCAUGAACACGGCACUGGAGGAGAGCCCAGCGAUCAAGGGCGAGCUCUUCAAGGGGCGCAUGUCCAAGCGCGCGAGGUUCGACGAGCAUGAGCAGAUGACGAUGGCCAUCAGCCCGCAAGUGCAGCUACCGCCCAAAUGGCUGGGCAAGCACGGCGAGGGAAAGAAGAAGGCGAACGAGGAGACGUUCAGGGAGAGCGACGUGGAGGGGACGCGGCGUCUGGCCGACAUGCCGCUGGCGUCGACUCUCGUCAGGGACGUGCGGACGCUGCUCAUUGCCAUGCUGGAGGCCGAGGGGGCGGUGCGUGUCGACGGGCAGGUCCAGGCUCGAGCGCGAUCUGCAGAAGGAUAUGGGCCAGAGCAUGAAGCCGAGCUGAAGGCCCGUCGGCAGCAGGCGGCCAGUGAGACCGCGAUGGUCGCUGCGACUGGCAGCGAGCGUGAAAGUGAACUUCUGAGGGCCCUGGAGAGCAGGGUUAGCCCGACUGGGGUCGCUCCGAAGGAGAGCCCGCAGUCGGACGUGAUGCACUGCGGGUCCCCCACACCCCCAGGCUGUUCGGCGGGUUCUGGCCCUGGCGGCUCCGUCUAA
Molecule: messenger RNA, 2331 nt
Organism: Prorocentrum cordatum
Lineage: Eukaryota; Dinophyceae; Prorocentrales; Prorocentraceae
Source: the annotation of a GenBank genome assembly